GAGCCGGAAGACGCCGCGUGUGGACGGAAUCGGGCACCGACUGCGGCCGGCCGGCUGCCCUGCACCGGGAGGCAGGUUAAAUUGAUUACCAGCCUAGUUCAGCAUUUUACCAGAAGAACAUAUUCCUAAGGGAAUAUGAGCAAAACAGGAAGAUAUCAUUGACUGAAAUUAUAUUUGAACCUGUCCCCUGAACAACGACAGGAUUUUGGAAGCUGAAUCAAUGUUAUCAGAUGAAUUAGAAUCCAAACCAGAGCUCCUGGUUCAGUUUGUUCAGAAUACCUCCAUCCCGUUGGGACAGGGCCUAGUAGAAUCAGAGGCUAAAGACAUUACUUGCUUAUCCCUCCUUCCAGUGACCGAGGCUUCAGAAUGCAGUCGGCUAAUGUUACCAGAUGAUACUUCAAACCAUACUAACUCCUCCAAAGAGGUCCCUUCCUCAGCUGUUUUGAGAAGCCUUCAGGUGAAUGUGGGCCCAGACGGAGAGGAGACAAGGGCUCAGGCUGUACAGAAGUCCCCAGAGUUUUUGUCUACUCCAGAAUCUCCUAGCUUGUUACAAGAUCUACAGCCAAGUGACAGCACUUCUUUUAUUCUUCUUAAUCUGACGCGAGCAGGUCUGGGAUCUUCAGCUGAGCACUUAGUCUUUGUACAGGAUGAGACAGAGGAUUCGGGGAAUGAUUUCCUCUCCAGUGAGAGCACAGACAGUAGCAUUCCAUGGUUCCUCCGUGUUCAGGAGUUGGCCCAUGACAGUUUAAUUGCUGCUACUCGUGCACAACUGGCAAAGAAUGCAAAGACCAACAGCAAUGGAGAAAAUGUUCACCUUGGUUCUGGUGAUGGGCAACCCAAAGAUCCUGGGCCCCUUCCUCAAGUGGAAAAAAAGCUCAAGUGCACAGUUGAGGGCUGUGACCGGACAUUUGUAUGGCCAGCUCACUUCAAGUACCACCUCAAAACUCAUCGAAAUGACCGCUCCUUCAUCUGCCCUGCAGAAGGUUGUGGGAAAAGCUUCUAUGUGUUGCAGAGGCUGAAGGUGCACAUGAGAACACACAAUGGGGAAAAGCCUUUUAUGUGCCCUGAGUCCAAUUGUGGUAAGCAGUUCACUACAGCUGGAAACUUAAAGAACCAUCGGCGCACCCACACAGGAGAGAAACCUUUCCUUUGUGAAGCCCAAGGAUGUGGCCGUUCCUUUGCCGAGUAUUCUAGCCUCCGAAAACAUCUGGUUGUUCAUUCAGGAGAGAAACCUCAUCAGUGCCAAGUCUGUGGGAAGACCUUUUCACAGAGCGGGAGCAGAAAUGUGCAUAUGAGAAAGCAUCACUUGCAGUUGGGAGCAGCAGGGAGUCAAGAACAGGAGCAAACUGCUGAGCCACUCCUGGGCAGUAGUUUGCUUGAAGAGGCUUCAGUACCCAGUAAAAACCUGGUGUCUAUGAAUUCCCAGUCCAGCCUUGGAGGAGAGUCCUUGAAUCUACCUAAUACAAAUUCUAUCCUGGGAGUUGAUGAUGAGGUUCUUGCUGAAGGGUCUCCACGUCCCCUGUCUUCAGUGCCUGAUGUGACACAUCAUUUGGUGACCAUGCAGUCAGGGAGACAGUCAUAUGAGGUCUCUGUCUUAACUGCAGUUAAUCCACAAGAGAGAGAGAAGAGAGACAGAGAAUGGAUGCUCCAGGGUCUCCCACUGCUUUAUUAAACCAAGGGGAAUUAACUGAAAGACGGACAUGAGUAUGGAUGCUGACUCCUGGAGGAGCAGCUCUGUCUGAUCCCAGGUGCAUGGUGGGACUAGGAUCCAAAAGGUUCACAACCCACUGGAAGCCAAGAGCCUGCCUUUGCCUCAGUUCAUCUUUCCUACAGAGGAGCUUCUCAACCACCAUCUGAUCUGCUCAAGGAGCAAUGAGUACCUGUGGGCUGAGUACACGUAGCUGCCUCUCUUCUCAGUGCAAAUUUGGGUAGACUUCUCCCAAAAGUAAAGUUGAUUAUGUAUUGGAUGAAGUUUUUCAUUACAGCUGUUGAGGAAAGACUUUCCUUUGAAGAGUUUUCAUCCCAAACCCAGCUAUCUUUUCACAUGGUUGGGUGGUGUCUCACCACCAACCACAGAACUUCACCACAAAGCUGACUUUUCAAGAUGCCUUGUUGCUUUGAAGAAGGGAGUGAUGUCAUUUAUGUCAUGGCAUUCUCCCUGUAGCAACCUGAGUAAGAGACUCUCAGCCACUUGGCUGCAAAAAAUAAAUUACUUGAAUCUCUCCCUUGGCCCAGGCUGUACACCUCUACUUUGCUUUCUUGGUUUAUGGGAGUUAUAGAAGCAUGUUGAGAGGGGUUGUUUGUUGUUUUUUAAGUUAAAAAUCACAUGAUCUAGCACUUCAGUUUUCCCUUUAAAUAAACAAAGCAACCCAGUCA
Messenger RNA from Jaculus jaculus (lesser Egyptian jerboa), 2376 nucleotides. RefSeq names its product zinc finger protein 410 (gene Znf410). Gene Ontology annotation, biological process: regulation of transcription by RNA polymerase II. Gene Ontology annotation, molecular function: transcription coregulator activity; RNA polymerase II cis-regulatory region sequence-specific DNA binding; DNA-binding transcription factor activity, RNA polymerase II-specific. Bases 221 to 1672 code for a protein of 483 amino acids. The transcript has 13 exons. The record is from RefSeq and is a predicted model, not a curated record. NCBI's taxonomy places the organism in Eukaryota, Metazoa, Chordata, Mammalia, Rodentia, Dipodidae. Gene Ontology annotation, cellular component: nucleus; transcription regulator complex; PcG protein complex.